CCGAACACAACCGAGCCCAGCCGAGCCGAGCGCAGCCGAAUCCAGCCGAGGGGUUUUUGGCCAUGACCGAGGUGACCAAGCGCAUCCUGGUGACAGGUGGCACCGGCCUGGUGGGCAGAGCCAUCGAGAAGGUGGUGGCCGAUGGAGAGGGGCGGCCGGACGAGGAGUGGAUCUUCGUGUCCUCCCGAGACGCCGACUUGACGAGCAGCUCCGAGACCAAAGCCCUGUUUGAGAGGCACAAGCCCACCCACGUCAUCCACCUGGCCGCCAUGGUCGGAGGCCUUUUCAAAAACAUCCGCUCCAACCUGGAUUUUUGGAGGACAAACAUCCACAUCAACGACAACGUCCUGCACUCGGCCCACGAGUCGGGGGUGCAGAAGGUAGUCUCCUGCCUCUCCACCUGCAUCUUCCCAGACAAGACCACCUAUCCCAUCGACGAGACCAUGAUCCACAACGGGCCGCCUCAUAGCUCCAACUUUGGCUACUCCUACGCCAAGAGGAUGAUUGAUGUCCAAAAUAGGGGUUAUUCCGAGCAGCACGGCCGACGCUUCACCGCCGUCAUUCCCACCAACGUCUUCGGGCCGCACGACAACUUCAACAUCGAGGAUGGCCACGUCCUGCCGGGGCUCAUCCACAAGGUCUACCUGGCCAAACAGUCCGGCUCUGCUCUGACCGUCUGGGGAACGGGCAAGCCCAGGAGACAGUUCAUCUAUUCCCUGGACCUGGCCCGACUUUUCCUUUGGGUCCUGCGGGAAUACGAUGAGGUGGAACCAAUAAUUUUGUCAGGUGAGCCCUGGCUGCCCCCAAGAAGUCCCUUCUCCAUGGGGGAACAGCCACGAUCCUUCCCUUCUCCACAGUGGGAGAAGAAGAUGAAGUCUCCAUCCGGGAAGCGGCAGAGGCCAUCGCGGAGGCCAUGGAAUUCAGGGGAGAGCUCGUUUUUGACACCUCCAAGUCUGACGGGCAGUUCAAGAAGACGGCCAGCAAUGCCAAGCUCCGGCGGUACCUGCCCGGAUUCCAGUUCACACCUUUCAGGAAAGCCGUGAAGGAAACCUGUGCCUGGUUCAACGCCAACUAUGCCAGCGCCAGGAAGUGACGGCACCGGGACCGGCACCACCCGGCACCGGGAUCAUCCUCUUCGACUCAGGGUUGUCCUUUGCUGGGGCAGAGGAUGGGGCUGGGGUGGGGGGGUGACAAUGACAUUCCCAAAGUAAAAAUGGGAACCCGGGAAGCAGCUCCCACAUUCCUGCCCCACUGCUGGGAGCGGCGCGGGACGCCCAGGGCAGGGGUGGGGGAGGAAAGUUGGGGCAUCCCAGAAAGAUUCCCAAAUCAAGUGGUAGGACUUGUGUCCAAGAGGGUGGUGGCUCAGAGCUGUUAAUGAGCUACGCUAAUUACCUGCAAUUAGGUGUGGUAAAGGGAAGGCAGUCAGGAUUCCAGGGCAUGGAAAUGGCAGCAGGGAAUUUGCUGCUGCUCUUGGCACGUGGGGAUGAUCCCACAGCCCCCUGUCUCAGGAUAGGAACGGGAAAGACUCCAGCUGUAAAUGUGGCAUUUAUUAAAAUAUAUGCAAAUAGCA
Lonchura striata (white-rumped munia) is the source of this 1570-nucleotide messenger RNA. Lineage: Eukaryota; Metazoa; Chordata; Aves; Passeriformes; Estrildidae. The record is from RefSeq and is a predicted model, not a curated record.